Messenger RNA from Monoraphidium neglectum, 549 nucleotides. RefSeq lists its product as hypothetical. The transcript has 2 exons. Lineage: Eukaryota; Viridiplantae; Chlorophyta; Chlorophyceae; Sphaeropleales; Selenastraceae. The record is from RefSeq and is a predicted model, not a curated record. The coding region runs from base 1 to 549 and encodes 182 amino acids.
AUGUGCCACCUGUGCUGGGCCGUGCUGCUGGCCGCGGCACUGCUCAACACCGCCAACGCCACCGGCCAGGGGGCGCGCGGCCUUCUCGCUGACAUCACCGCCACUGGCGGCACCACCGUCGUGGGCGGCGCCAAGCCCACAGUCGUCUCCGACACGCCCGUCGCUGACCCCGCGGCCACCAUCAACUCGGCCAUGGCGCAGCAGUCCCAGGCGAUGGCCCAGUUCGGCCAGGACAUGAACGCCGCCGCGGCCCAGAUGGCGCAGGGCGCAGGCAUGAUGGCCGGCAGCCUCACGGCGCCAGCCGCCAGCCCGUUCGUGUUCCCAGCAGGCUUCGCCGUGCAGAGCCCCGCCGCUGCACCCGUUGCGCCCAAGGCUGCGGCAGCGGCGCCCGCAUCUGCACCCGCACCCGUCGCCGCGCCCGCCGCCCCUGCCGCCGCCGCCGCGCCUGCACCGAAGCCGGCGGCCUCAUCUGCCGGGGGCGUGGUGCGUUCCGGCGCGGUGCACUGCGUCGCAAUUGCGGCCGCGCUCUCCUUCGCGGCUUUCGCUUGA